Molecule: messenger RNA, 2105 nt
Organism: Saccostrea echinata
Lineage: Eukaryota; Metazoa; Mollusca; Bivalvia; Ostreida; Ostreidae
Product: sodium-coupled monocarboxylate transporter 1-like
Exons: 16
Coding region: 33-2021 (662 amino acids)
Biological process (GO): sodium ion transport; transmembrane transport
Cellular component (GO): membrane
Molecular function (GO): symporter activity
Source: RefSeq, a predicted model, not a curated record
AUUUCUACCCAAGGCAUUUCAUUGAUAGCAAUAUGUCUAGCUUUGUGAUUGUUGAUUAUGUUGUAUUCUGCCUUACUAUUUCGAUUUCUCUUGGGAUUGGUGUCUACUAUGCCAUUGCUGGCCAAAAAACAACCUCCGAAUACCUUGUCGGUGGUCGUCAAAUGAAAAUUCUACCCGUGGCAAUAUCACUCAUGGUUUCCUUUGAAUCCUCCAUUAUGAUGCUAGGAUUUCCGGCGGAAACUUACGUCUAUGGAAUGAUGUUUUGGUUGUCCAAUUUCGGAUUUCUUACCUCAUGUCUCCUCGCUACUCGCAUGGUCGUACCACUGGUUCAUCCAUUGAAAAUUACCAGCAUAAAUGAGUAUUUUGAAUUACGAUAUAACAGCCGAUACGUGCGGUUGCUGAAUCUGACGAUGGGGUACAUUAAUUACAUUUUAUAUAUGGGCAUUGUAUUGUUUGGUCCUGGUAUUGCAUUGGAAUCAGUGACCAACUUUCCUAUGUGGGCUUCGACUCUAGUCGUAGCUGUUUGUUCAGUAAUAUAUACGUCUAUUGGUGGUAUAAAAGCAGUGAUUUGGACAGAUGUAUUUCAAAGCCUAGUCAUGUUCAUGGGUAUAUUUGCCAUUCUUAUAAAGGGCACAAUGGUUGCUGGUGGAUUAUCAAAUGUAAUUGAAAUUAACAAAAACACAGGAAGAUUGGAUAUUUUGAAUUUUGACCCUGACCCUACAAUCCGUCACACCUUUUGGAGCCUUGUUAUUGGUGGUUGUCUUCGUAUGGUGAGUUUGAACACUGGACAGACCACUGUUCAAAGAAUUGUCUCUACCCCAACUCAGAAAGCUGCUAAUAGAGUCCUCUAUUUAGCUGGACCUGCUUUCUUCAUUACCUUGACUUUGGCCACACUGGAGGGAGCCGUGGCUUAUGCGUUCUUUUCUUCCCUUGGUUGUGAUCCUCUGAAGUCUAAAAAAAUUUCCAACCCCAACCAGGUUGUGCCUUUCAUGGUUUUAGAGAUUUUCAAAGAAGCUCCAGGAAUGGCUGGGCUGUUCAUGGCCUCCCUUUUCAGUGCGUCAUUAAGUACACUUUCCUCUGGGUUGAGUAGUCUCUCAGCUCUAGCCAUUGAAGAUGUCGUUAGACCAACGUUUAAGUCCUUGUCAGAAAGAUCGGUGACAUUAAUAGCAAAAAUAUCAGUUGUGGUGAUCGGUGCUCUAUGUGUCGGUGUGUCCUUUCUUAUAGCCAAGAUAAAAGGGCCAAUGUCGCAGAUAUCAUUCAGUGUUCUUGCUGCUUUUGGUGGUCCUGCAUCAGGGCUAUUUCUUUUCUCGGUGUUUUGUCCUUGGGGGAAUGCAAAGGGGGCAAUUAUAGGAACAUUGCUGACAGCAGUGGUGGGAUUGUGGAUUACCACUGAACAAAAUUUCUCCACAACCCUUAAACGUACUCCUGGACUCCCACCGGGACCAACAGACAAAUGCUAUGACAUGACGUCACUAACAAAUAUGACGUUUAUGAGUACAACCAUGAUGCAGAACACUUCUUGGCAAGAAGCAACGACAAGUUUAGUCAAAGAAUCGAUACCUCAGAGACCGCAAGGUUUGGACCGUUUCUAUUCUUUAUCAUACCAAUGGCUGACUGGAUUCCUCAUAAUCGUAUCACUGAUAUUUUGUUCAUUGGCUAGUAUAAUAAUUGGUCGCCCUGAUCCAGCAACGGUAGAUGUUCGUUAUGUUCUUCCAUUUUUUGACCAGUUCUUUCCAUUUUUACCGAAAAAGUUACGAAAGAAGUUAUAUGGAGGGGUACCUUUUGAAAAGAGAGAAGAAUUAAUUAAGAAAUUGGAAGAAGAAAAGAAACAGGAGAAUGAGUUUGAGGUACCGGAAGUGUUGGAAAAACUUAAUGGCGGUAGCAAAGAGCACGUGGAGAACAAGUCUGAAGAGUCUUCUCCUUUAACGCCCAUUGAUGAAUUGAACAAAGAACAGACUGAAAUUCCAGCAGAUGAAGUUGUUUUAUUAAACAUUUCAACGAACAAGAAUAAUAUUGAAUGAAAAUAUAUGAAGAGCUUAUGUUGUUUUAAUGCCAUUUAUGAAUAUCACAUGUGAGGUUAAACAAAUAAAUUUUCAUUUUUCUCA